This is a messenger RNA of Urocitellus parryii (Arctic ground squirrel), 2936 nucleotides long. It is a transcript of the gene Nudcd3, whose product is annotated as NudC domain containing 3. Lineage: Eukaryota; Metazoa; Chordata; Mammalia; Rodentia; Sciuridae. The record is from RefSeq and is a predicted model, not a curated record. Gene Ontology annotation, cellular component: cytoplasm. Gene Ontology annotation, biological process: protein folding.
GUGCGUAGGAGCCACAAGGGGGCUCACGUCAGGCUCUUUUAGCGAAUGCUGCUCUGGGGCAAAGCCCAGUGGGGCCGCGGGGGCCGCGGAGAGCAUACUCGGUUUGCAGACAGGAACAGGCGCGGACCGGAAGUUCCACGGCCUCGCUGUCCGGGGGAGCCGUUAGGAGCGCACGCCGGAAGUGGUCAAUUGGCCGGUCUGAGUUGGUACCGGUGGUGGGGUCCCUCGGACUGCGGAGACAUGGAGCCCGGGGCUGCUGAACUAUAUGACCAGGCCCUGCUGGGCAUCUUGCAACACGUGGGCAAUGUCCAGGACUUUCUGCGCGUUCUCUUCGGCUUCCUCUACCGCAAGACUGAUUUCUACCGCCUGCUGCGCCACCCAUCGGACCGCAUGGGCUUCCCGCCCGGGGCCGCACAAGCUCUGGUGCUGCAGGUAUUUAAAACCUUUGAUCAAAUGGCCCGUCAGGAUGAUGAGAAGAGAAGGAAGGAACUUGAAGAGAAAAUCAGAAGAAAAGAAGAAGAAGAAGCCAAGGCUGUGGUAACUGGUACAGCUGAGAAGGAACUAGUCCCAGUCCCAGUUCAGGAAAUAGAGAUUGACUCUCCUGCAGAAUUAGGUGGGCCUGGGGAUGCAGAGAAAGUGCAGCCUUCAGGCUCACAGGAUGCUGAACAGGAAGUGGCUGGUGGCUUGGAGGAGGCAGAAGCUCCAGGAGCAGCGGCUGGUGCUACUGUAGUCCCUCAGGAACCACCAGCGCUCCCCAGGAUUCAAGAGCAGUUCCAGAAAAACCCUGACAGUUACAACGGUGCUGUACGUGAGAAUUACACCUGGUCGCAGGACUACACUGACCUGGAGGUCAGGGUGCCGGUGCCCAAGCAUGUGGUAAAGGGGAAGCAGGUCUCAGUGGUCCUUAGUAGUGGCUCCAUCCGUGUGGCCAUGCUGGAAGAAAGCGGGGAGCGGGUUCUCAUGGAAGGGAAACUCACCCACAAGAUCAACACGGAGAGUUCGCUCUGGAGCCUCGAGCCAGGGAAGUGUGUUUUGGUGAACCUGAGCAAGGUGGGUGAGUACUGGUGGAGUGCCAUCCUGGAGGGAGAGGAGCCCAUUGACAUCGACAAGAUCAACAAGGAGCGCUCCAUGGCUACUGUGGACGAGGAGGAGCAGGCAGUCCUAGAUAGGCUCACCUUUGACUACCACCAGAAGCUACAGGGCAAGCCUCAGAGCCACGAGCUGAAAGUCCAUGAGAUGCUGAAGAAGGGGUGGGAUGCUGAAGGCUCUCCCUUCCGAGGCCAGCGAUUCGACCCAGCCAUGUUCAACAUCUCCCCGGGGGCUGUGCAGUUUUAAUGACCAGAAGGAAAGGAAACUCGCCAGCAGGGAGGCAGAGGCUUUGUUCUCAGCUGUCCCUCUCUCUCAGCUCCCUGUGUGCCAGGGACUUGCUCGUCUCAUUCACCCCUAGCCAUCCUUUCUUUUAAGGGUGAACCAGGCCAUCAACCCUGACCUUGCACCUCCAGGCUGUUCCAGAGAAGGUGCGGGGCCAGCUGCUGCCUGGUGGCCGCUGCGGCCAACACUGAAUGAAGGUGUUUGAAAUGCAGGAGGGACACGUCCCAGUAAACUGAGAGCACAUGCUUCGUCUCCACAGCAACCAGCCACUGCAGGCAGCAUUUCUUUCCUCCUCUGCUCUCUGCUUGCUGUUGUUUUGAUGCUAUUCUGCUUGCUUUUCUUCUGGUUGGGAGUGGGGAGUUGCUGGGCUCUUGGACGAAGCCAAAGUUGAAGUGUGUGGGGUGCAGCACUUGCAUGAAGGCAAGUGGGGAACAGCUGUGGAGCUGCUGCUGGGGCCGCUGUGGGAAACCCGUACCCCUUGACCUCAUUAGGUAUGUUCACGUGCAGUCUUGCUCAUCCAUUUGUAAAUGUGCUCUGUUUGCCUCGGCCGCAUAGGCAGAACAGCAGAAACUGCAGUCCUAUUUUCACAUUCUUGAUGUUGGGAGAAAGUCUGGGGUUCUGGUCUCAGGCCCAGAUGCAGUGGGAAUUCUGUCUGCCCUCGGAUUGCGGCUGCUUUGCUUUGUUUCUUGUUAAAGUGAACUGAGCCUGGCCACCACUGCAUGGUACACUCUGCUUGGCUCCCUGUGUGACCUCUUUGGGUGUGCUAUGUCAAAGCAUGGGCAAGAACCAGGCAUCCUCAGGAGACCACACCAGGUCUAGCAGCUCAUUGGCAGAUCAUGUCAGCCACAAACCUUGAGCAGCCUUGACCUCGCGUGCCUCAGGAAGAGGAAUUUCUAUACAGGCACGAAGGCACACUGUCCCACUGUGACAGAUCCCAAGAAAUUGAAGACCCUCAUACCAGGCACUGGACUGUGCUCCCUGGAUCUCCUAGUCUGUCCCUCCUGUUGUCCAGGGAAUAGGUACCAUCUCAGUAUCCCCAAACCCAUGCCUUGAGCCACAGCACUGACUCUAGCCAAGUUAUGAAGACCUGACUGAGGGGCUGGGCUCCAGGUGCUCUAAGUACUUACAGGACUCUCUCUGCCUGUUACCAGGAAUGUGGUAUCAUCAGUGCCCAGCACUGUCCAUUCACCUAGCUGCCAGCCUCAGUGUAUGAAUAAGUCACACCACAAGUCUUUGUACCCUGGUUAUACCCACGGCCAGCUGGAGUCAAAGCCUAAAGAUGCUGGGCAACUUGCUCUUGGCAAAGAGCACUGGCCUGCAAGCUCUCUGCAAAUGCUCAAGAGGGACUGUCUAGGAGAACGAGUUGGUGGGACAUCCUUCCAAAGGCUUCCACAUUGAACUGUGUAGAUAGGAUCUAGUUUGUUGUAGUCAUUUUGGGCUAGAUUUCUGGUUUACAGUGGUGGCCAACAGCCCUUAUAAAAAGUACAUCCUGGGGCUGAGGUUGUGGCUCAGCAGUAGAGCACUCACCUAGCAUAUAUGAGGCCCUGGGUUUGAUCCUCAGUACU